AAGAACGGCGCACAGGCUCCUCUGCUCUCUAGUUGCAGCCGAGGAGCAAUGGUGCUCGGAGCGUCCAGAGGCGUCGGUGUUUCGGAAAUCUCGGAGGAGCAGAUGAAAUGCCGGGGAACAUGAGCAAAGAGGAUGCCCCGAGCCGGAGCGCUUCUUUGACGUUCACCAUUGACAACAUCCUCAACCUAAAACAGCGGGACAGCGGAAACUUUGACGGUUCAAAGCAGCAGAGGGACAGUGGAUGUAAAAAUGACUUUCAAGCGAGGAUUGAUGAGGUGUGGGACGUCCGGAGGAGACAUGACAGCGGAUCAGAGGAAACAGCACAAAACAAGCCAAGAGUCCAAAACGCACCGCCGCUGACCGUCGGCUCCUGUCCCGGGGCGCAGAGUGCGCACAGCGGCGAGAACGACGCGUCCAAGCAGCAACAGCAGCAGCAGGAGCAGCAGCAGCAGGCCACAGCGGACACCAAAGCCAUGGUCAAGAAGAAGACGCGCACAAUCUUCUCCAAGAGACAGAUAUUUCAGCUGGAGGCGACGUUUGACAUGAAGAGGUAUCUGAGCAGCUCGGAGAGAGCGUGUCUCGCCAGCUCUCUGCAGCUCACCGAGACUCAGGUGAAAAUCUGGUUUCAGAACCGCCGCAACAAGCUGAAGAGACAGUUAUCCACGGACCUGGAGGGGCCGCUGGCCGCAGAGCACCUCUCAGACGCAGGGAAAAAUGUGCAAUUACCGACUUUUUACAAAGACAGCAGCCUGCUGGGUGGAUGUUUGUUACCCAUGCCUUUCCCUGUGGUGUACCCGACUGCAAACGCUGCGCCUUACAUCUACUUCUCCAACACUGGCAAAUAUUUUGGCCUGUUUGAUGCAGACUGAUGAUUUCCUGUUUAGGAUAAGGACGACAGUGCGUGGACAGUUGGACAUACAGUAACUCAUUGGUCUGUGUUUUUUUUUUUUGGUUGUUGUUUUUUCUUAAAUUCACAAAAAUUCUCUCAACUUUGAUGUCAACAUAUCAACAAAGACAUGCAUGUGCCACUUUUUGUCCUUCCCAUAUAUUAUUAUUAUUAUUAUUAUUGUUAUUAUUAUUAUC
Messenger RNA from Thunnus maccoyii (southern bluefin tuna), 1083 nucleotides. RefSeq names its product homeobox protein HMX3-like. Gene Ontology annotation, biological process: regulation of transcription by RNA polymerase II. Gene Ontology annotation, cellular component: nucleus. The transcript is spliced from 2 exons. Bases 108 to 869 code for a protein of 253 amino acids. NCBI's taxonomy places the organism in Eukaryota, Metazoa, Chordata, Actinopteri, Scombriformes, Scombridae. The record is from RefSeq and is a predicted model, not a curated record. Gene Ontology annotation, molecular function: DNA-binding transcription factor activity, RNA polymerase II-specific; RNA polymerase II transcription regulatory region sequence-specific DNA binding.